This is a messenger RNA of Stegostoma tigrinum, 7867 nucleotides long. It is a transcript of the gene usp13, whose product is annotated as ubiquitin specific peptidase 13. The record is from RefSeq and is a predicted model, not a curated record. The transcript is spliced from 21 exons. Bases 150 to 2681 code for a protein of 843 amino acids. Lineage: Eukaryota; Metazoa; Chordata; Chondrichthyes; Orectolobiformes; Stegostomatidae. Gene Ontology annotation, biological process: protein deubiquitination. Gene Ontology annotation, molecular function: cysteine-type deubiquitinase activity; zinc ion binding; protein binding.
CGUCAGCAGGUCCGAUGGCUGGAGGGAGGGCUGCGAGCUUGCACUGGGUUAAAAAUAGUGUAUCGUCCUGCAGUCUUUGCUCGCCCAGCUUCUGCUCACUUCGCUAUCAAUGUCUGCCCUGAACAGCAUUCUGGGUUAGGAAUGUCAACAUGGCUGCAGACAUCGGAGAACUGCUGGUGCCGUACAUGCCAACCAUCCGAGUCCCUAGAUCAGGGGACAGGGUUUACAAGAGCGAAUGCGCCUUCUCCUUUGACUCCCCUGAAUCUGAAGGUGGCCUUUAUGUGUGUAUGAAUACUUUUCUCGGGUUUGGAAGGGAACAUGUGGAAAGACAUUAUCGCAAAACAGGGCAAUGUGUCUACAUGCAUCUGAAACGUACCAUAAAGGAGAAAGCCACUGGAGCUUCUGGCGGAGGUCUACCUAAGAAGAAAUCUCAGAUCAUUUUUGAAUUGGAGCAGAAUGAAGACCUCAACAAUGAAGAUUAUGAGUAUGAAGACGAAGCUAAACUUGUUAUAUUUCCUGACCAUUAUGAAAUUCCUUUGCCAAAUAUAGAGGAGUUGCCAGCACUGGUAACAAUAGCAUGUGAUGCUGUCCUUGCUACAAGGUCUCCAUUUGGUAAACAGGAUUCUGAAUCUUGGGAAGAGGAGCUUAAAGACUCAAAACAUGAGAACAAUCUUCAACAACUGGACAAUGGAGUCCGUAUUCCACCCAGUGGCUGGAAAUGUGCUUGGUGUGACCUGAGGGAGAAUCUUUGGCUAAACCUGACAGAUGGCACCAUAUUAUGUGGGAAAUGGUUCUUUGACGGCAGUGGUGGAAAUGGACAUGCUCUUGAACAUUACCGUGAGACAGGUUAUCCUUUGGCAGUUAAAUUAGGAACCAUCACGCCAGAUGGUGCAGAUGUAUACUCAUUCGAUGAAGAGGAAGCAGUGCUAGAUGCAAAUAUUGCGGAACACUUGAUGCACUUUGGUAUUGACAUGAUGGCAAUGCAAAAGUCAGAAAAUGUUCAUCCUGUUGAUAUCAAACCACGGAUCAGUGAAUGGGAGGUGGUUCAAGAAUCCGGGAUGAAGUUGAAGCCAAUGUAUGGUUCCGGAUACACGGGCAUCAAGAACCUUGGAAACAGCUGCUACCUCAGCUCUGUUAUGCAGAUAAUCUUCAGCAUACCCGAUUUUCAGAGAAGAUAUGUUGGAAAUCUCCAAAGAAUAUUUGAUUACUCCCCUCUAGAUCCAACUCAAGAUUUUGAUACACAGAUGGCCAAACUAGGUCAUGGACUUCUCUCAGGCCAGUACUCCAGACCUCCAAUGAAAUCAGAGGUGAUUGAACAAGUGAUGAAAGAAGAAUACAAGCCUCACCCACAAGGGCUCGUGCCCAGAAUGUUUAAAGCAUUAAUUGGAAAAGGACAUCCAGAAUUUUCAUCGAAUCGGCAGCAGGAUGCGUUAGAAUUUUUUCUACACUUGAUCAAUCUUAUUAAUAGAAACAACAACGGAUCAGAUGAUCCCAGUGAAGUCUUUCGUUUUAUGGUAGAAGACCGGGUCCAGUGUUGCCAGUCCAGGAAAGUCAAGUACAAACAGAGAGUGGACUAUAUCAUGCAACUUCCUAUUGUCCUGGAGGCUGCUAGUAAUAAAGAGGAGCUUUUAGCAUAUGAUUUGAGGAGGAGAGAGGCUGAGAUAGCAAAGAGACAGUUACGAGAAGUUGUCCGUGCCAAGAUUCCAUUUAGUGCCUGCCUUCAAGCUUUUCAAGAGCCAGAAAAUGUCACUGACUUCUGGAGCAGCGCUCUCCAAGCAAAGUCAGCAGCAAUAAAAACAAGCCAAUUUGCCUCAUUUCCUGAAUACUUGGUUAUUCAACUAAAGAAAUUCACUUUCGGUAUAGACUGGGUUCCAAAGAAAUUAGACGUCUCCAUAGAUAUGCCGGAUCUCCUGGAUAUCUCCCACCUGAGGGCAAGAGGUUUACAGCCUGGCGAGGAGGAACUGCCUGAUAUUUCUCCACCUAUCAUCAUGCCUGAUCAACCCAAAGGGAGUCUGCUGAACCAUUUCAUGGAGUCUCCUGAAAUUGAUGAAUCAGCAGUGAUGCAGCUGGCUGAGAUGGGUUUUCCACUAGAAGCGUGUCGUAAAGCAGUCUACUACACAGGGAAUCUUGGGGCUGAGUUGGCCUUUAACUGGAUCAUAGCACACAUGGAAGAACCUGAUUUUGCUGAACCACUAUUACCGACAGGUUAUAAUGAUGUUAGCCAUAAUGAGGUUGGUCUAGCAGGAGGGGCCUCUUCAGUGGAGAACCAGCCACCAGAAGAAAUUGUUGCCAUCAUUACAUCAAUGGGAUUUUCCAGGAACCAGGCCAUCCAUGCAUUGAAAGCAACCAAUAACAACCUGGAGAGAGCACUGGACUGGAUCUUCACACAUGCAGACAAUGAGGAUGAGAGCGAGACAGUUUCUGAUAUUGAUACACAGUCACAAAUUGAAACAAAUGCAGAAGCAGAACCAGCAGGGCCCAGAAUCAAGGAUGGACCUGGAAGAUAUGAGCUGUUUGCCUUUAUUAGCCAUGUGGGACCAUCUACGAUGUCUGGUCAUUAUGUAUGCCAUAUCAGGAAGGAGGGAAGGUGGGUAAUCUACAAUGACCAUAAAGUCUGUGCUUCAGAGAAACCCCCUAAAGACCUGGGAUACAUUUACUUUUAUCAGCGGAUGCCCUACUAAACUUGCGACCUAUGUAUGAAAACCGUGACCUUCUUUCCAAAGAUCAAAACAUUACAAACUGCCAAAGAUUUGGGGAAACUGUAGAUUCUGUCAUUACUGUGCAACUAUCUUAUUUAUAGAAAACAUAAUUAUAAUCCAAUAAUAUGUUUGAUAUGAGAGGGAAAAUUUUUAUUGUUUAAUAUAUUGACCUUUUUGUUUUUAUUUUAAACUACAUUUGGAAAAACUGAAGGAGCAUAUCAGAGGUGUGCGCAAUCAGUUUAAUUUUAACUGACUUUAGCAUUUUUUUUAACAUAUUGAAACAUCUUCAUUAUUUGUUUCAUUGAUCUCUUGCCCUCUUAUUUUACAUCCUUAAUGAACAUAAUUGUUCCAUUUGUCUGUUUCUCGUUUGAAUGGGCACUCCAUAAAACAUGUCUCUCUCAUAGAAUACAUUCAUCUUGCCCAGAAAACCACUAAGUUUAGAGAUAGUAAGAACUGCCAAUGCUGGAGUCAGAGAUAACAGUGUGAAGCUGGAGGAGCAUGGCAGGCCAGGCAGCAUCAGAGGAGCGGGAAAGCUGACGUUUCAGGUCGGGACCCUUCUUCAGAAAUGCUUUCUGAAGAAGGGUCCCGACCUGAAACGUCAACUUUCCUCCUGCCUGGCCUGCUGGGCUUCUCCAGGUCCACACUGCGUUAUCACUAACUUUAGAGUUUUCCUUUCUAAAAAGAAGUUCAUAAAAGGGAGAGUUAUUAUAUUUAGCACUAAUCAGAUGUUUAGACAUAUAGAUGUGCCUUGCAGUUACUGAUAAAUAUACAAUUUUGAAUAAAUCCAUGGAUUCAUAUUAAAGGCUACAUUUAUGAAGUUAGACAUAGAGCACAAGAUCUAUAUGACCGUACAAUCUGGAACUUUAAAAUGUGUUACACAGUCAAUUUUAGUGCAAUAUACAUAAUCUUCACCAUGUCCAUUCAUCCAAGCUAAAUAAAAAGACUGAUCAGAAGCCAAACUUUUAGAAUUCCACUUUGUCAUUCAUUUGUCAUCAUUUUAUUUCUUGUUGCACAUAGAAUCAGAUUGUUAUUCCAUUUAAAGGUGGUGUUUAGUGCCAGCAAACGAUAGUUGGAAAGUUACUGGUCAACUGCGGUCACUUUGUUGACAGAACUAGGAGGAAGAUACAACAGAUAGGCAUUGGCCUGAUAUGCUCCUGCCUUUGGCUAAUCUUGUCAGAAGUGGGUGGAAGCAGCAAUAUCUAGUUGCUUUGCAUAAUUAGCUGUUCAGUUGCUGCGGGGAUCUUCUUGGUAGUGAUUAGAUUCCCUGCUAAUGCCAAAGCCUCACCAUUACAUGCAGGCAGUUAUGUAGUGGGCCCAGAAGAUCAUUUUCAAUCUUCACUACUCUGCCACUGAAGAUGAAUGGAUCAGUAAGCCAUAAAUGCAGUGGCAGACAAUCCUGUAGGAGUUUCCUCUCUGCUGGCUGCACAGAAAGCUGUGGCCUAUGUUAAUUUUAAAACUCACAGAUUCUUCAAAGGUUACAAUAGCUGAAGUGCCCUCAGGUUGACCCCCUUGCUGCAGCUGUGCCCAUCACAUUGCAUCCACAGCUGCCAUCCUUCCAAACCAUCAGUCCAUUGGAUUGGUCUGCAGCCUCAGCAAUCCUUACCAGCUCACGUAUCUAAUUGAGAAGGCUAUCCCCGGAAAAUCACACUGCUAGGCAUGCUGCCAGCCUACGUGAGCAUGGAAUAAGAUUCACCCUGUAAUUGAUCUUAGGAGACAGAAGAUUUUACUAAGUGCUUUUAAUUUUAAAAAAAGGCUCAUUUCAAACUUGAUUCCAAAUAGGUAUGUCCCUCUGGAAAAGCAAUGUGUAUCCUUCAAGUGAAAAUAACCUCAAUUUGCUGUGUGAUAAGAGAAGCUAUUUAAAUAGCAUCAAAGAAUAUCUAUGUCAAGAAUUUUUGAUUCACACCAUGUAACACUGCCCCAAUCCCCACCACCUCCCCAAAUGACUGGAACAAAAAGACUAAGCCAUUUAUCCUUUGUCAAAUGAGACUAAUGAUUUGAGGUAUGCUGGUAAGAUUGCUCGAUGUGAUAUCAUGAUUUUUUUUUCCCGCACUGUGGUGGAAUAAAUUGAGAAUUUGGCAGUGGAAAACGUGCUGGAGUUUGGUUUUAUUGAAGUUCUAUCUGAUUUGUGCACCAAAGUAGUAUCUAGGGGAUGGCAACGCAUCUGAUAAUAAGGUUGUAAUUUCAUUCUAAAUGAUAUCUGUUCUGCCCAGAGGGCAGUUAUGAGUCAACCACAUUGCUGUGGGUCUGUAGUCACAUGUAAGCCAGACCAGUUACUUUCCCUAAAGAACAACAGUGAAACGGGGUUUUUCUGACAAUCAACUUUCAUUAGACAAUCAUUAGUCUCUCAAUUCUAGAGUUUAUUGAAUUGAAAUUUGACAUGUGCCAAAUUAGGAUUUGAGCCCAGGGUCCCAGAACAUUACAUGAGUCUCUGGCUUAAUAGACUAGCAACAACUACUACUAAGUCAUCACCUCCCAAGUUGGAAGAAUAUCUAAUAUACUGAUAAAUGUACCCAGAGCAAAAGUGAAAGCUUGUCAGCAAAGUGGAAAGAAUCUCAAAACUUGUCAGUCUCGCUGCAUUAAAGUGCAAAGGUGUGUUUACUGUAUGAACUAUUCGACAUGGUGGCAUUAGAUUGAAAAGAGAGGCAAAACCAUGCCUUGUGAGAAGAAUAGUUCAUAUAUCCUUGGAGGAUUUUUGUAUUUCAUUUGCCCACCGGACUCAAGAGAGAUUUCAAUACUGGAGAAGGGAACAUUUGGAAUAUUCAAGACAUUGGUUUCUUGCCUUUUACAUUUCAUAAAAUUUUCCUCAUGCUUUAAAGCACCCCCACAACAGCUGGUAAAGUUUGUAGACCAGAAUGGUUGACAUCAGCUAAAAUGAUGGCUUUUGUAAAUAUGUCAACAAUUAUAUCACUGGAGUAUGGGCAUUAAACAAAAUUACCUCCAGAGAAAAAAAUCUCUGGCCUUCUUCGCUGAUAUUUGCAACAUUAAUAGCAUUUAAGACUUCUCACUUGUUGAUUAAAGCAAUGCACAGUGAUUGUUCGUUUGUAGAAAAAAGGGUAGUGACAGUUCUUUGAGUUGCUGGAAGAUUGCCCUUAAAAUUAAUUAUGUACAGACUAAUGAAUUGGUAAUACAAAUCCCAACUUGUAAACAUGUUGCAACGUUCAUAACUUUACAAAACGCUAAUUUUUCACUCACUGCAGUGUCAGUAAAAUUUGUUUUGAGUAAUUAUUUUUUACAUUUCUAUACUUAUUUCCCUAUAUGUUAAGUUUAAAAUUUAAGAAACAUUCAACAUCUCUAAUGUUAACUGUAAAGCAAAAUACUUGACAAUGUUACUGUGGGGAGCUUUAGUUGCUCACUUGAUCGCACACCAUAUUUUUGCUCAGAUAUCGCAUUAUUGAGGAAAUGUUAUUUUGACAGAAAUCUAUUAAGUUAGUCUAUAUCAGCAACACUACUUCAAUGACUGAAUUCUAAAAUGCAGGACUACUUUUCAUACCUUUCAUUAAGUCAAUCCAUUAACUAAAUGGAAAUUCUUUAAAAAUUGAUCAUACUGAACUGAUUUUACUCUCCAAGCCAAGUUCAAUUUGGGCCACUGAUAGUACAGCACAAAAUAAACUUCAAAUUCUUUGGGUUUUUGACUUCCAUUUGGCUUUUCGUGAUAAUGGGCUCUUGCUCAAGGUUAGAUUGGGAUUUUAGAGAUAGUAUUUUGCAAUAGAUUUUGUUUUUGCAGUUGUUCAGUUUAUUAUGCAGUACCAACCAGACUGACAAGUCACUUUACAUGCUUUAGAAUUUGUUGGGAGAACCAUUUAAAAGAAAAAAUAUCUAUGUCCACCGUUGUUGCAAAUCAUAAACCUUCUGAAGAAUGGUUAGUUUGUCAGUAUCUGGGUGACAUCGAUAUUAAGAACUUAGCAUGUUUACCACAAAAUGAUUAAGGUCAUAAUAAGAUCAACUAUGGUCUUAUUGAAUGAUGGAGCAGGCUGAAGGGAAUGAAAUGAUUACUCCUGCUCCUAAUUUAUUUGUUCAUAAGAUUACUCUUCUUAUAAUUUAUGUGCCUGAAUGACCAUAGUACAAUUUCAAUAAUCUCUCAAACAGUAGACUUAGAUGAUAAACAAAACUUUCAUGGUGUCAUUUUAUCAAUUGGUCAUAGAACUGUUAAUUCCAGAUUAACUUUGAACUUUUAUAAAUCCCUUUAGUCACGUGGUUACCAUUACUGGCAGAGUAAAGUAGAGGAACCUCACAGUAGGAUCUAUGAAGAGAUAAUAAAGUGCAGAAAUUGAUGAACACAGCAAGCCAUGCAGCAUCGAUGCUUUUGCAAAUUUGAAAACGCCGAUCUUUGUGAUUUUGAAUAUUUCAAAAACGUUCAAAAAGUGAACAAUUUCUUGUGCAUCAAAAAAUGUGAUCCCCUUUAUCCCCUUUCUAUUUCACUCCUUUUUACAUCCAUCCUUAAUUUUGUUUAAUUCAUUCUUUUUUGCUUCUCCUCAUCCCAUAUAUAUUCCCUGUCCUUCCCAUUUCGUUUCAUCACUUAUUACAUCUACCUUCUAUCCAUUUAAACCCUAACUUGUACCUCAUCUCCAUCAGUUUGAAUCUAAAGACUGCUGUCAGCCUGAAAGGAGGGGAGGCAAUAUUGUGGGAUGGACAUGACCUGGAAGGGAAAGGCCACUAGUGAAUGUAACAGGAAUUUGUAUUUUUUACUAGCAAGAUGGUUUUACACAUUUGUGAGUGCCAACAUUCAAAUUUAAAUACUUUUGAAACACUUACAGUGAAUGUUGUAGCCCUGCGUUCCUAUUAUCCUUCCUUUAUCCAUUGUAGCUGCCAUUUUACUGCUUUGGUGAAGAUUCAAGCUAUGCAGUUUGACUGAUGUGUGGAUACUGAAGCCAUUGUCUUCUGUUUUCUCUGUUACACUCUCGUCUAUUUUUAAUUUUGUAUAAAUGCAGCGCUGGUAUUUUUCAGCACUAAAUAACUGUAACAUCAUUGAGUUUUUGUUUUAAAAGAGAUAAUCUACUUCCCAUAAUGGGCAGGGUGUCUCUGGAUAGCUGUAUCUCAUCCUCAAAUGCUGCUGUUUGCAGAAAUUAGUAUCAUCAGUAAACUGGACAUGUUGAAAAAUGUUGACACACAAUUUUCGUUGCUGCACAGUUGCAACUUGGAGUAAUUAAAUAAAAUUUUGUUGAAAUCCA